AUGGCUACCCUCGAUUCCUCUCGCCCACCUUCCCCCAACAACCUGCGCACGUCAGACAUGCCCAUCGGCAACAGCAUGUACUUUUCCGUGCCAUAUGAACGAUUUGCUCGCGAUGAGGUAUCAGAUUGGGCCAGUGGAUUCACUCUCCUAGACACAUUGGAGACAUAUUUCGACUCGCGCAUUGACCUGCUUCAACGCCGCUUGGCAAAGAAGAGCGAGAAAUUCAAAAUGCGUGCAGAGGAGACGUUGAACGAGAUGUUCAAGAGGGACCUGUUCAAGCGCAAGCCCUCGAUAGGAACGAGUCAGCAGUUUGAGCGGGAGAUGCAGAAGUUCAAAUUCAAGGUGUCUUCACGGCUGAUCUCCCUCGCCGCGGCAUGGCAUACCGCAAAUGUUGUUCGAACUCGUGAAAAGCUGACGUUCUUCUUUGGUGUGAUGUCUCUCCUCUUCACCUCGUUGAUGUUUGGACUGGCCCCUGAGUGGAUACACAUUGCAUAUACCCUACAAGCCGCCUAUUACCUUCCCAUGCGCGUAUACUUAUACAAGAAACGCGCCUGGCACUACUUCCUGUUCGAUCUAUGCUACUACGCUAAUAUCCUCAACUUGAUUUACAUCUGGUUCUUGCCUUCGAGUUCUGUUCUUUUGAUAGCGUGCUAUUGCCUGUCACACGGGUCUCUGGCGUCUGCUGUAAUCACAUGGAGGAACAGUCUUGUCUUCCACGAUUUCGACAAGGUUACGUCAUUGUUCAUUCAUGUCUAUCCGCCGCUUACGUUCACUGUCAUCCGGCAUUUCUAUCCGAACGCGGAAGAACGCUUCCCUGCGCUAGUCAAGGUCCCUUCCUUCCAGCCUAUGAGGGCACUUCUAUUGAGCAGCAUUAUAUAUUUGGUCUGGCAAGUAUUGUACUGGAAGUUUGUCUUCAUCAAUCGUCGAACCAAGAUUGAGUCCGGUCAAAGGACGACAUCUCUUUCAUUCCUGUUGAAUGACAAACGAGGCGUUAUUGGUCGCGCCUUGUCUAAGGUACCACCGCGAUAUCGCGAACUCUCAUUCAUGAUUGGGCAAUUCGUGUACUCUGUCCUGACCGAACUGCCUGCUGUAUUCUUACUCUAUGACAGCUCUUUCUGGAGUGGAGCCUUCCUCAUCCUCAUAUUUGCCGUGAGCGUUUGGAAUGGUGGUGGAUUCUAUAUCGAAGUGUUCGGCCGCAAGUUCGAAAAGGAGUUGGAGGAAUUGCGAAAGGAACUCGCAGAAUCCUCUCCUCGCAAUAAUGGCAGUCCAGUUCUGGGUCCGCAAGACGACGAUGACGUUACCACAGUAUCCGGCUCUCCUUCUGCAGAAACGAAGUCGUUGUCACCAGAGCUGUCAAUUUCUGCUCUACCGGUUGACACCGCCCCAGUUUCAAACUGA
This is a messenger RNA of Laetiporus sulphureus 93-53, 1398 nucleotides long. RefSeq lists its product as uncharacterized. The record is from RefSeq and is a predicted model, not a curated record. The coding region runs from base 1 to 1398 and encodes 465 amino acids. The transcript is spliced from 9 exons. Lineage: Eukaryota; Fungi; Basidiomycota; Agaricomycetes; Polyporales; Laetiporaceae. Gene Ontology annotation, biological process: phosphatidylcholine biosynthetic process.